AUGGAGGCCGUCCGCCGCCACCUCCUUCUGCCUUCACCCCCGCCGCUUCGCCCUAAUCCGUUAAGCAGUCUCACGGAGGUGGAGCCCAGCCCGGUGAUCAUCGGCGGGAUGGUGCUGGAUAUCCAUGCCAAGCCUUCCGUGCCGCCCCAUCCUGGCACCACUGUCCCUGGAAUGGUUAAAUACAUCAGUGGAGGUGUAGCAAGAAAUAUUGCUGAGUGCAUGUCAAAGCUUGGGACACAACCCUUCAUGAUAAGUGUUGUUGGAAAUGAUAUGGCAGGUAUCAUGCAGUUUCUUUUUGAGGGAUUGGCUGAUGAUGUUGCAACCCCAGUAGUAUCAAAUGUAUUUGAUGGUAGUGGAGAAUUAAUCGCUGGAGUUGCAAGUGUUGAAACAGUUGAAAAUUUUAUUACUCCGAGCUGGAUAUAUCGCUUCCGUCAUCAUAUCACUAAUGCACCACUUGUAAUGCUUGAUGCGAAUUUAUCUCCUGAGUCACUUAAAGCAGCUUGCAUAAGUCAUGAUUGA
Molecule: messenger RNA, 519 nt
Organism: Miscanthus lutarioriparius
Lineage: Eukaryota; Viridiplantae; Streptophyta; Magnoliopsida; Poales; Poaceae
Source: the annotation of a GenBank genome assembly